Molecule: messenger RNA, 3502 nt
Organism: Sycon ciliatum
Lineage: Eukaryota; Metazoa; Porifera; Calcarea; Leucosolenida; Sycettidae
Product: activated Cdc42 kinase-like
Exons: 12
Coding region: 596-3091 (831 amino acids)
Biological process (GO): protein phosphorylation
Molecular function (GO): protein tyrosine kinase activity; protein binding; ATP binding
Source: RefSeq, a predicted model, not a curated record
CGUUGUCGUGUCUACAUUUGUAGUUGUGUUUGGCCGCGUGCUUUUUCUUCUUCUGAACCGCCCCGUCACUUCUCAAGCCGCAUAGUAGCUGUGUUGGCGUGUUUACUUCCUUCAAUCAUUGCCAUUCGGCAUUCGCCUGGGUGGUUGUGCGCUGGUCGAGUCAGUGAUAGUGCAACCGUGGUGGUGCUGUUGUCAAUUUUUGGGCCUUCGCAAAAGCAACACUGCCCCGGCCGUGCAGUGCCUGACCUCAUUAUCAGAGCUACACUGAUGACAGGGCAGCUAGCGGAUUGCAUUUUUUACUUCAUGCCAAGCGCAUCGCUAGCGUCUUUGUUUUCGUUCGCGGGCACAACAAAUUAUUAUUUCAAUGACAUUGCUGUCGGCCGACAACAGCGGGUAUUUCUAGAUUUCUAGUUUCUAUACGAGUCGGCCAGUGUCCGUGCUGCAAGUACUAGUAGUAUUAGUAACUGCCUGUUGACGCUGGUUCCUGUGUCUGCUCGCCUGUUUUCCGCGUGGUGCUAGCAGCGGAAAGGACGCUGUCAGCCUACGCCGAAGACGAGAAGGAACAACAGUAACUGUUGCUGAAAUUAUUUUGGUGAUGGCGGAUCGCAGUCCCAGCUCUGACGGUGAUACCCGCACGAGCCCUGACGGAGCUCAGUCUCACAGGAACCAUGCACCAGACUCGUCGGAGUACGACUCGCAGCAGCGUCGACACAGUCGGAACUCGGCAGCGGAGCUAGCAGCUACUGCCGAAGAGGACGCGGAGCUUGUCGACUUCCUGACGACGCAUGUCCUGCAGCAGUACGCGGACGCGCUGCGAGCCUCGGGAAUUCGUAAGGUCGAGCAUCUCGCUGAUGUUCAGGAGACAGAUUGUGAGGAGAUGGGUAUGACGAAGUUCGAGUCACGCCGCUUGCUACGCGUCUAUGAGAAAUGGAAGAAGCAUAGAAAAUCCACCAUUCCGAAAAGAUUGGUACGUAUGCUGGGCGGUAGCAGUUCUGCCUCCGGUGCACACGGAGGUACAGCGUGCAAAGGCAAGACAUCAGCGACGGCAGGACAGGCAACGUCCGAAUCGCCAGCACCCGUUGCCAACGUCUGCCUGAUCCACCCUCAGGAGCUGCUCAUCACACAGCCGCUGGGCAAGGGGUCCUUCGGAACCGUCAACCAGGCGGUCUGGACGAUGGCGGACGGCGUGAAGCGCACGGUGGCGGUGAAGACCCUGGAUGCGAGUAAGGAUAAACAGCUGGCAUCGCGGUUCAUCAAGGAAGCCAACAUCCUUCAUCAGGUCUCCUCCCAUCCACACAUCAUUCAGCUGCUUGGCAUCGGCAUUGAUUCGCUCAUGCUGGUAACGGAGCUAGCACCGGAAGGCUCUCUGCUCUCCAAGCUGCGACAGCGUCCGAUGCCCUACAGCGUGAUGCGCCUGUACCUGUUUGCCGAGCAAGUGGCCGACGCCAUGGUCUAUCUGGAGAGGAAGGGCUUGGUGCAUCGAGAUCUCGCCGCCAGGAAUGUUCUCCUGAUGGAUGGCGAGACGGCCAAGAUCAGUGACUUUGGUUUGAGUCGCAUGGCAGCCAGUGAGCUGACGACCGUGAACAGAACCUACACUUCACCAGUGCCAGUGGCAUGGACUGCACCCGAGGCGGUGGCACACAAUCGCUUCAGUCACAAAAGCGAUGUCUGGAGUUACGCCGUUACCACGUGGGAAAUGUUUAGCGAGGGACUGAAGCCCUACGAGGGAAAGCAGAUGUUUGAGAUUGUCAGCAUGGUGCAACCACCGACCAAUUAUCGCUUGCCCCGUCCCAAACUGUGCUCACCGCAAACGUACGAUCUGCUCAGACUCUGCUGGCACGAGAACCCGGACAAGCGGCCGGACUUUCGCCUCCUCAAGGACCUCAUUCAGUCGAGUCGUCCACCGGUUGGCAAGGUGGUGAGCAGUCACAAACCGGGACGUGUUGGUUGCGAGGGAGAACUAGCUCUGACCAAGGGAGAAACGGUGGUGAUCAUUGAUCGCAGCGAUGCUACGGCAUAUUUUGGCCAGAACUCUCAGCUGAAGACGGGGACUUUCCCUGCGGGACGUGUGCACAUACAACAGCAGGACACGGAGAGUGCCGCCUCUGGCAAGAGCAAACUGUCCAGCGGAAGCCCAGCUGCUGUGUCAGCGCCUGCUGCCGCAGCGGCCAUCGGCACACUCAUCGAUCUGCCCACGCCCGUGUCGCCGCCGCUCGAUCCGUACGAUGACGUCAUCGUGACGCCGUCGGGCAAUGUCGUGCAAGGACACCCAGCGGUGGCAAUAACAGACGCGGACUUCUUCGGGCUGAGUCCCGUACGCGUCACACCGUCCAACGCCAGCACCGCAAGCAGCUCCAACGCCACCUUCAGCGCAGCCGGUGGAGCUCUUAACGUAACCUCGGCGACGGCUUCUGUCGGCCCGUCGGACGGAUACAUGAACAUGGCGGCGACUGCGGCUCCGAAGCGUUCUGCAGCACCGCAGUCACCGCCAUUGCCCACGUCCGACUACGCCAAUGCCGAUCUGGCCGCGGCGCACUUGGCCAGCCCCUCGGCAGCCAAGCCCCUGGCACCGGCGCGUCCCCUGCGCCCGCCCAACAGCCGUCCGUCCGGGUACCUGGUGCCGCGCGACAUGACGGAGAACGCACGGCGGGAGAGUCCCUCGCCCACCUCGCUCGGCAACGGUAGUGGCUCGUCGUCCAAUGCUCCCAGUCCGUCUGCUCUAACAAACAGUGGCAGCAGCAGCUGCGGAAAUGCUGGCACAGCUGCCGUCAGAAGUACUGGACAUGUGCCCCCGGUGGUAAAGAGCACCGCAACUGUCCGAGAUCGGCCUGUUCCAGCCGCUAGGCAGUCUUCGGGCAUGUCAGUCACCGUGGCAACUGUUGCACAGACAGCCGGCGACGCCACGCAGCCCUACGCAAUGCUGUCCACCGACCGCGUACCGAGAAAGCUGCUCCGAAAGCUCGCCAUGGACCUGCCGUUGCUUCAUACACCUCGGGACACCUUCCCAGCCGAAGCAAGCGGCCACCUCGGCCUCACCGAACACGUCCGCAGCCGCAACCGGUGGCUCCGCACAGUCUGGCAAUCUCUAUGAGAGUAUCUCACAAGGAUUUCCACCACCGCAGACACAACACGACAGACAACAUCAGGAACCAGCUACGUCGCCGGCCUACCACAACUCCGAGAUCUUCGGUCGCGGCGGACCACCUGUGCCCGCGAACCAAUCUCACGCGGCGACCCCUUCGACAGCCUCCCAUCUCCCGAAGGCAGGCGGUGCAGGUCGUCCUCUAACGGUUUCGACCGCAUUCUCCCCGACUGCUACCCUUCCCUCAGACACGAGCUCCAUCGUAAUGGUGAGUUUGUAGCGCAGAGGAAUGAAGAUCAUCCGUACAACAUUGCCGGGAUAAGUAGCUCUGCAGGAAACCCUGUGCGUGGGAUGUGCUGUGUUGCUGCAGGCAAUCUCAGGGCCCAGUCUAUCGGUUCCAGUUCUUGGAACCGAUAGACU